CUCACGCAGGCUCCAGCUCAACCCAUCUACUGCCACGUGGCACCUCUACAACUGUUCCUGCGUCCCGAGAUCCACCACCAUACGGUCUGGAUGAGAUGGAUCUUUUUGCCCACGGCCACGAUCUCAGCACUCGCUUAAUUACUCUAAAAACUCUCAACUCGGCAAUUUCGUCCACUCAAAAGUAGUGGUACCUCUGAAGUUCAAAGAAACAUCAAGGGUAAUCCUCCAAGCCCUUAAGCAAUCAAAAGUCACUGGGUGAUCUCGAAUUCAUCUACGCUCUUUGAGCUCAACGAAAACUCUCUGCUACAGUGACGAUUGACGAAUGUCUCUGCUUGCACUCGUGAUCCACAGCUAGUGACUGUUUGUUUCCCAAGAAAAUUUGAAUCUUUGACGGAUAAUCCGAGAUGGGUUUGACCGAAACCUUGAGGUCCAUCGCUUGGGAGCAAGAAUCAUACCCGGCACAUGAGGAUUUCACAAUCCUUCUCUUCUUUGCUCUCUUCUUCCCCUCUGUUCGAUUUUUCCUCGACAGGUUCAUUUUCCAGAAACUGGCCACUCGAUGCAUUUUUGGAAAGGGAGAUGAGAUGCCAGAUGUUGAGACAAGCGAAAGAAGGAAGAAGAUAAGAAAAUUUAAGGAGUCAGCAUGGAAAUGCAUUUAUUAUCUUUCAGCAGAGCUUCUCGCUUUAUAUGUAACUUAUAAUGAGCCUUGGUUUACUAACACAAGAUACUUUUGGGUGGGACCAGGAGAUCAGGUUUGGCCUGACCAAAAAAUUAAGUUGAAAUUGAAGGGAUUGUAUAUGUAUACGGCUGGAUUUUAUGCAUAUUCCAUAUUUGCUUUGAUUUUCUGGGAAACAAGGCGUUCAGACUUUGGGGUUUCCAUGAGUCAUCAUGUUGCAACCCUCACUCUCAUUGUGCUAUCUUACAUUUUUAGGUUUGCCCGUGUUGGUUCAAUUGUUUUGGCUCUUCAUGAUGCUUGUGAUGUAUUUCUGGAGGUAGGGAAGAUGUCCAAAUACAGUGGUGCUGAAAGGAUAGCUAGCUUUUCAUUUAUUCUCUUUGUUUUGUCCUGGAUCUUACUGCGCCUUAUGUACUACCCGUUCUGGGUCCUAUGGAGUACUAGCUAUGAAGUUACUCUGACCUUGGACAAGGAAAAACACCCAGUGGAGGGACCAGUUUAUUAUUAUGUGUUCAAUACUCUUCUAUUCUGCUUGCUUGUUCUUCAUAUUUACUGGUGGGUGUUGAUGUACCGGAUGCUUGUUAAGCAAAUCCAGGCAAGAGGCCAGCUUAGUGACGAUGUUCGAUCUGAUUCUGAAAAUGAAGAUGAGCAUGAAGAUUGACCAAGAAACAAAAUUUGUGUCCGCUUUGUAAUGAUCAUUGCAAAGAUGAGAACAGCAUUAGGUCUACAUCUGAUAUCUUUAUUUGGCUAAAUUGAGAAACUCGAUGCUGGAGAACUCUCCCUUUUAAAUUGAAAGGGUUGUAUAUCAAUUUGAAAUCAGAUAUGGAAGCAGGUUUUAGACUGUAGCAAUUGGUGACAAGUUUCAUUUUAUCUUUGAUAUUUUGGCCCAUGCAACUUGCCACCUUAAGUUCACGUUCGCUGGCUGGGAAAUGAUUUGUUGUACGGAAAUUAACAGCUGCUUGAAAGUUUAAUAAAUGUACUGAAAGAGUUGAUCCUGCUGA
Molecule: messenger RNA, 1671 nt
Organism: Corylus avellana
Lineage: Eukaryota; Viridiplantae; Streptophyta; Magnoliopsida; Fagales; Betulaceae
Product: ceramide synthase 1 LOH3
Biological process (GO): ceramide biosynthetic process
Cellular component (GO): membrane; endoplasmic reticulum
Molecular function (GO): sphingosine N-acyltransferase activity
Source: RefSeq, a predicted model, not a curated record